This is a messenger RNA of Leishmania braziliensis MHOM/BR/75/M2904, 486 nucleotides long. RefSeq lists its product as hypothetical. The record is from RefSeq and is a predicted model, not a curated record. Bases 1 to 486 code for a protein of 161 amino acids. NCBI's taxonomy places the organism in Eukaryota, Euglenozoa, Kinetoplastea, Trypanosomatida, Trypanosomatidae. The transcript has a single exon.
AUGGAACGUGCACGCGUUCGCUACGUUCUGACGGGGGCCUGUCCGGUAGCCUACUCGGGACGUGUACUGCACACCUACGUUCAACUUCGGCAACCGGAUGGCUCCGCCACUCGUAUCGACACACUGAAGACGAAUUUCUGCACCAACUUGGCAGCUGAUAUGAAGGACCUCGCGGAGUCCAUUCCCGCUGUUCGGAUCCGCGUGCUUAAAGCGGGACGCGUGCUGAGUGAUAGCGACUCGUUGCUGCAGCAUCUCACGCCCGCGGAGAUGGAGACAUGCCUUGCGUCGGCCGACGAAACGGCUGGAGAUGCGAACGGAAUGCUGCAGAAACCCUCGGUGUUGGUGCACAUCGUUUUCCAGAAGCAACCCCCCCCACCGGUAGAAAACCCGAAUAAAGAGAAAAACAAGGGGAGCAACACGGCGGAGGGUGGCAAUUCGGGCGAGGGGCACGAGGCGAAGAAGGAUAGCUGCUGCUGUGUUAUGUAG